AUGGCUAUUCCCUCCGUCAAAUUGAACAGCGGCUUCGAAAUGCCCCUCGUGGGCUUCGGCCUGUGGAAGGUCAACAACGACACUUGUGCCGACCAGGUCUACGAGGCCAUCAAGGCCGGUUACCGUCUCUUCGACGGCGCCUGCGACUAUGGCAAUGAGGUCGAGGCCGGCCAGGGUGUUGCUCGCGCCAUCAAGGAGGGCAUCGUGAAGCGCGAGGACCUCUUCAUUGUCUCCAAGCUGUGGAACAGCUUCCACGACGGCGAGCGGGUCGAGCCUAUCUGCCGCAAGCAGCUGGCCGAUUGGGGUGUGGACUAUUUCGACCUGUACAUCGUGCACUUCCCAAUUGCCAUUAAAUAUGUCGACCCGAAGGUUCGCUACCCGCCCAGCUGGUCGUCCGAGGACAACAAGCUGGAGUUCAGCAACGCUACGAUUCAGGAGACCUGGACCGCCAUGGAGAAGCUCGUCGACCUGAAGCUGGCCCGCAGCAUCGGCAUCAGCAACUUCAGUGCCCAGCUGCUGAUGGAUCUGCUGCGCUAUGCUCGCGUCCGCCCUGCCACCCUUCAGAUUGAGCACCACCCUUACCUCACCCAGACCCGCCUAGUCGACUAUGCCCAGGAGCAGGGUCUGGCUGUCACUGCUUACUCUUCAUUCGGUCCCCUCAGCUUCCUUGAGCUCGAUGUCAAGAAGGCUCAGAACACCCCGCCGCUGUUCCAGCACGAUACCAUCAAGGCCAUUGCCGAGAAGCACGGCCGCACUCCCGCCCAGGUCCUGCUGCGCUGGGCCACCCAGCGCCAGAUCGCUGUCAUCCCUAAGAGCAACGACCCUACCCGCUUGGCACAGAACCUGCAGGUCACCGACUUCGACUUGGCGGCCAGCGAGGUUGAGAGCAUCAGCGCCCUCGACCAGGGUCUGCGCUUCAACGACCCGAUCAACUACGGUCUCCCUAUCCCCAUCUUCUAA
Messenger RNA from Penicillium macrosclerotiorum, 960 nucleotides. RefSeq lists its product as uncharacterized. Bases 1 to 960 code for a protein of 319 amino acids. Gene Ontology annotation, molecular function: D-xylose reductase (NADPH) activity. Gene Ontology annotation, cellular component: cytosol. Gene Ontology annotation, biological process: D-xylose catabolic process. NCBI's taxonomy places the organism in Eukaryota, Fungi, Ascomycota, Eurotiomycetes, Eurotiales, Aspergillaceae. The transcript has 3 exons. The record is from RefSeq and is a predicted model, not a curated record.